GAAAAGCGGUUGAAAAUCAGUCCAAACAAAGGCCAGUUGGUGAUGCAUGAGUUUAGCUGAAUAACAAAAAGAAUUGGCAGCCUACGUGCCCGGAUUCCGCGUGUUUACCUUGGACAAGAAUAACUCGCAACAGAAACAAAAAACCAACCAACCUCCGCAUCCAUCUACUUGGCUACAUUGUGGUUCGUUCUGGUUUCAUCCUACUCGUCCUCGUCCUCGCCCUCAGCCGCAGUCGUGUUUUUUUUGAACCAUCUUUUUGUGAAUCCUUGGGCGCAGCACAGCAGUUUCUAGUCGGUGGCCUACGCUGAAGAAAAUGUUUCAAUAGAGAUGGCAAAACUUUCACGACGUGCCUCGUCGUCUGCAGCAACGCCAACAACAGGAAAAACAGCAACAGACAGCGGGACAGCAACAACAACCGUUAUUCCUUCACCUGCUAAUCAUGCCACAGGCUUGCCACAACGCAUCACCCGCCGUGCCACAAGCAGCAACCAAAGCAGGCCCCAGGCGGCGGCACUCAUUGACACGAGCGGCGAUGUUCUCCUACAGGAGACUGCAGCGCCCCCACCACCGACACCGGCGGCGCACACCAACAGCCACAGCCACAGCCACAACAACAGCAACACUGCCACACGAAAUGAGAGCAGCGCGACAGCAGCACCCGCCCACAACACGGCCACGCCCUACAUGCCGCUGCUGCCGCCGGGCGAACGAAAUCUGACGGACGCGGAGAAUGCCGCGGAGCGUGCCAGGAUCCGCGAGGAAUUCUUCGCCACCUACGACGUGAUGACGGGCGUGAGGAUCGCCGCCACGCUGGGCGGCUUCUUCGGGCUGAUGGUGUUCCUCAUCGUGUGGAAGAGUCGCAGCAGCAGCAACGAGACGCUGAAGGUGCUGAAGGAUCCGAAGAUGGCGGCCGUGGCCUCGCUGUGCAUGCAGGAGGAGGAGGAGCGCGAGAUCCAGGAGGCCAUAGUGGCCACGGGCAUGUCCAUCUACCCGGAUGAGUACGAUGCCAUGGUGUACAGACGCCAGAGGAUGCUCUCGCUGGGCAAUGUGAGUGCGCCGCCGCUGCUGAAUCGUGGCUAUCGUUGUGGUUCCGUGGGUGGUGUGGGUGCGGGUGUGCCCGUGGGCUAUAGCUAUCUGCUGGAGCCACCGCGACGCUUCUCCUACUCGGCCAUGUCCGCGGGCGGUGGUCCACCGGGGCCCAUAGGACGCCGCAAGAGCGGCUCGGAAUCGUCGCGCAUUUUCAGCAAUUACCCGAUGGGCGGCAGCUUUGGCACCGACGAUUACUUUGUGGAGACGGAGGAUGAGCUGGAGCACGAGGAGUACAUGGAGCACCCGCAGGAUCACCAACAUCUUCAUCAGCGCACGGACUCGACGCGCAGCAAGCAGGGAUUUCUGUCUGUGCCGCUGGCGGGUCACGACUCACGUCGCAGCAGUGCCAUGACCUGCUGCAGCACGGACAGCUCGUAUUUGGAGCGUCGCACCUCCGCCUAUACGCUGGGCAUGAGCAACCUCCCGCCCACGCUGCAGCGCAAACUAUCGACUGCCUCGCGCACAUCGAGCAUCGAGAACUGGGACUACUACUAUCCGGACAUUCAGGUCAUACAGCCCACGCCCAAGGCCUCGCCGUGCCCCUCGGAGCGCAGCAUACACGAGGCCAGCUCCUGCCUGAGUGCGCCCAGCAUCAAGCGCAAGCACAGCAUUGUCUCCUACGAUCCGGACAGCGCGCAGGCUGGACGCAAGCAGCAAAUACACUCCAUCAGCGCGGACACCGUGGACGUUUAUCCCUACAACCAAGCGGCCCUGGCGGACACUGUGGAUUUGGGGCUGGCGCUGCCCAAGCCCAUACAAUCGGCGCCGCCUACGAGCGCCCAGCAGGCGUUCCAUUUCUGUGACUCGCCGUCGGAGGAGCUGCGGCUGGGUGUGCGCCGCAAGCUGACACUCGUGGAGCUGCAGCGGAAUGAGAGCAACAACAACAGCUUCCCGUACACGGCCAAUGCAGCGGCACCAGUCACGGGUGGAGGCACGACCACGGCCACGACUGUGGCCACCUCCAGCAGCAUCAGCGUGGACAGCACGCCCGUCAGCUUGGAUCGCUUGAAUGGCAGCCUCAGUCUGGGCACCAUUUCGGUCUCUGCGAAGCUGCCGCCGAAUGCGGCCAAUGGAAAUCCCGAGAAGCGUGCGCCACUCGCCUCACUAAGUUCCUUCAAGAUCUCCUCGCUGGAGUGCCCCGACUCGGAGUUGCGCUCCCUCGAGGAGGACUCUGUCUUCGGGCUGGAGAGUCCCGCAGACACCGACGACGACAUGCAGCAGCUGAGCAGCGACAGCGAGGAGCAGGCCGUGGCCAUGGCAGUCAUUGAGGCAGCGGCCGCCAAGGCAGCAGCGGCACAGGGACACGGGCAGAGCCAAGGCACAUCCGUGCAGGGCAGUGGCGAGCUGAAGGCAAAUCCCCUGCCGCAGGUGAAGCGCCUGAGUCAGGCGCAACGUCGUCCGCUGCUGCAGCGACAUCGAAGCAUCAGCGCCGCUGCCAGCGAUCGGGUGUCGCUGAUUGGAUCGCAAACUGGUCAAGGAUUGCCGCUGCAGCAGUUCCAGGGCCCAGGGCUGCCGGUGACAGUCGAAGCGGCUCCACUGGAGACGCACUUUGGGGCCAUUGUGAGUCACAGUCCACCGCGGCGUGGGCCGCUGCUGCAGCAGUACAGCGAUCCGCAGAGUUUGCCCACAACGACGACAACAACGACAACGACGACCACAGAGGAUGACACGUGCUCCACACUCAACACGGAGCUGGGACUGCUGGAUGCUGUGGUGGUAGCUGGCAACGGUGGCGGAGAGUCAAACACGCACACGCAGUACAGCAGCAUGAACACGGUGAUCAGUGUGGGUCGCUCCACGCCGAGUCCCAGUCACGCCAGCGCUGCGACAAGUCCUCGCUUGGACAAUAACUAUGCGUGCAGCCAGUCCCCCUCGGAGGCUCAGGCACAGCAGCCAGCUCAACUGCCACACAACUGUAGAUUGGUGCACGAACCCGAUGCCUGCCCCUCCUCCAAGUCCGACUCGCUGAUAGCCACAAGACCGCAGAGCAUUUGUGUGCCCUCCUCGCUCAAGGAUCUAAUACUGCGCAAGGGAACUGUCGCUGGCAUCAGCAAAAGUGCCACAAGCCUAAGUCUGCCCAGCAAUGAGGUGGCAACAACAGGAGCAACAUCCACAACGACUGCAACUGCAACUGCGACGCCCGCCGUCAUGCUAGAGCUUCCCCUCAUCAGGCUGCCAAACGAAGACGCCGAAGACGAGGACGACAACAUGGAGACUGUGGCCUCAACUGGCGAUGAUAAGCGCGACCCCAGCCUGCCCGGCACUUCCAGAAAGUGGUCCAAGGAGACACUCUUCUAGCCCAGUUGGUAUCCGCUGCUGUUACGCAUGCAGUUCCGUGCACCGGGACAGUAUUUAAGAGCUUAGCAAAGUGACGUUUUUGUAUGCAAAGGGGAAACAGUGAGAACUUCUUCAGAGCGGGGCAGGACGAGCACUCUAGAGAUUGAGACUUCUACUUACAUAUUCUUCCACCAUUCUUACACUUUUCUUGCUAUUUUUACGCGACUUUUGUGCUAAGAUUUCCAUGCUACAAGUUCUUAUUGAUUGAAACUAAUAUUGCUGAUUCAUUUUCGGCAUUUUUGCUCUACGAUUUCCUAUAUUAGAUCCUUAUUUCAUCAAGAAACAGUUCUCUAACUGACGAUAUUUUCUGUUCAAUCAUUUCCUCAGUUUCCCAAGUCUUUCACCUUAAAAUCACUAAAACAUUUCAGUGGAAAAUUAGUAAAAGAAGAACAAGCUCUGCAGAGAUUUAUUCUACAUACUUAGAUCUCCAUUUUACUGGCCCUUAUUUCAUUAGGAAUCGAAUGCCUAACCAGCUAUCUUUUCUGUUUAAAAGUUCUGUCAGUUUCCUAAGUUUUUUAGCCCAAAAUCUCUACAAAGUUUCUGUGAAAAGAGAGUGAAAGAAUGACCAUUGUUCCACAGGUUUAUUCUACUAACAUUUCCAAAUUAUAGAUCUUUAUUUCACGUCUUUUAAAAUGCUUAAAGAACGAUAUUAUCUUUGCAAUACUUAAGUACCUAAGUUUCUGAUCUUUGAAUCUCCACAAAGUUCCUCUACCAAAUCCCUUCUUCUCUGUACAUACACAUAUUCAGCCUUUACUCCCAUUAGCUGAAGAUCCUGGUUGUUCCAUUCAUAAUUUCCAAGAACUCUCUGUAUUCUUCCCUAUUCUUCCUCGACAUCUUGUCCUGUCCUCUGCUGUUUCGGGUUAAGUUUUCACUGUCGCCUGUUCUGGCAGCCAAUUUCCUGGGCCAGACAGCCAUGAAACGCGUGACGUGUACGAGUACGAUUAUAUUGACGUGUAUUUAGGCAUAAAUAUUAAGAGUUGUUGGCAGAGGAUUAAGUUUAAGCGCAUUUAGUCACAGAUGUAAGUUAGUCUUUGGGGCAAAAGUUACUCCCGAACAGCAAACAACAAAAAUGUAUUCGUACUUAGAGACUGUUGUCUAUUAUUGUUAAAUAGGAAUGUGUAAGUUUAAGUAGUGAUAAUCGGAUUUAUUUUCUCACACACCAACUAUAGACACAGGACAAAGGAAUGAGAGUAAAGUUUAUACAAAAAUAUUUCUAUAGCCAGAACGAUCGAUCGUUCCAAUCUCCAACUCCAGCUCUGUGUCUGCGUCUGUGUCUAUUUCUAUGCCUGAAAAUGGAAUGAAAACUCUUCUCUAGUGUCUUAAACAGCAGCCAAAUACUUCAAGUAUUGAACAGUAAAUUAGUAUAAACAAAUAAAAUGCACGACAAGCAAAACAUUUCCAAUGAUCUGAAGCCUAAAGGAACUCUCAAGUCUUUCCACAUUUCCUUCCCUGUCUGUCCCUGUCCCUGUUCCUGGCCUAUUCGAACACAAAAUUGUUGUUGGUAUUAUAAUAGAGUUGUUGUCAAGAAUUUAGUGUUACAAAAGCAAAAUGAAUAUAAAUUUAAACAAAGGAUACAUAUAGAUACAUAUAUAAACAAACAAUUUCCUAACUCAUCCCACCUACGCAUCUCUAUUUUUCUAUGAAAUUGCAUUUGCUCCGAGAAAAGAAGAGAAAAGAAAUGGAAAGUGGCAGCAAAAAUGGAAUGUCAAAUCAAAUGAGACUUGUAUUAGUCAAAUCAAAAUACACAGUUGAACAAUUUAUUGUAUAAUAGAACUGAAAU
Messenger RNA from Drosophila subobscura, 5206 nucleotides. Its product is annotated as serine-rich adhesin for platelets. NCBI's taxonomy places the organism in Eukaryota, Metazoa, Arthropoda, Insecta, Diptera, Drosophilidae. The record is from RefSeq and is a predicted model, not a curated record. The transcript has 4 exons. The coding region runs from base 328 to 3387 and encodes 1019 amino acids.